Molecule: messenger RNA, 969 nt
Organism: Triticum aestivum (bread wheat)
Lineage: Eukaryota; Viridiplantae; Streptophyta; Magnoliopsida; Poales; Poaceae
Product: luminal-binding protein 4-like
Exons: 1
Coding region: 1-969 (322 amino acids)
Biological process (GO): endoplasmic reticulum unfolded protein response
Cellular component (GO): endoplasmic reticulum chaperone complex
Molecular function (GO): ATP binding; ATP-dependent protein folding chaperone
Source: RefSeq, a predicted model, not a curated record
AUGGAGCUGGUGCCGUACAAGCUCGUUGGGACCCAGGCCGGAAGGUGUGCUAUCCAGAUCGAGACCGAGGAAGGCGGCGCCGAGGUUUUCUCCGCCCACACAGUCGCCGGCAUUCUCAUAUCCAAGCUUAAGCGGAUGGCGGAGGCGCACCUGGGCCGCAAGAUCAGGAGCGCUCUCCUGACCGUCCCCUGGCACUCGAGGGACUACCAAAGGCACCUUCUCGCAACGGCCGCCCGGCUCGAGGGCGGCUUCUCCGCCGCGAGGUACGUCGACGAGCACGUUGCAGUGGCCGCGGCGCACGGCCAUCACGAGAAGGCGCGCCAAGACAAGGUCAUCCUCGUCUUCCACAUGGGCGGCCGCACGACCCACGCCACCAUGUUCAAGUUUCGGGACGGCACGGCUCGUCUCAUUGAAGGGCGCCAUGAUGCCCGCCUGGGCGGCGACGACUUCACCGGCCGGCUCGUGGACCACUUCAUCCAGCUUAUCAGGGAGAAGCACGGCCGGGACCUCCGCCGGGACGACGGCGCGCUCCGGGAGCUGAGGGCGGCGUGCGAGAGGGCCAAGAAGGCGCUAACCUACUGGGACACCACGCUUGUGAAGGUGGAGUCGCUCUUGGACGGCGCGGAUUUCUUCGAGACGCUCACGAGGGCCGAGUUCGAGGAGCUCAACCGUGAUCUGCUGGCGAGAGCCACUAGCAUGGUGGACCUGCUGGUGACGUGGAGGUGGUGGCUCCCUCCCGGCCGGUGGGACAGCAUAGACGAGAUCAUCCUCGUCGGCGGCAGCGUGAGGAUCCCCAAGAUUCUUGAGUUUUUCAGGGACUAUUUCCAUGGUCGGGAGCCAAUUGUGGAGGAGGAAGCGGCGAUUCGCGGCGCUGCUCUGCUCUCCCGCCCCGAGUCUGCAAUGUUCACAUACGACAACUGCGAUUGCCAUGGAAAUCCUUUGCAGGCGUCUGAAAACAUAAUUGAAUAG